AACGUUGUCUUCAGCAGCGCGAAAGGAGCGCGCAGCUCUUGCGAAUUAUUUGGAAGAGGAAGAUGAAGCAACAACACACAACGAAGUAGUAAGUAAGCGACAGAUACCAAGAUGUUCUCCAGUGGUCCCAACUACAACAAGCUCAAGACAAAUUUGCGUUUGGCGCAAAAUCGUCUCAAGUUGCUCGAGAAAAAGAAAUCGGAAAUAACGCAAAAGUCGCGCAAGGAAAUUGCUGAUUAUCUUGCCACAGGCAAAACGGAAAGGGCUCGUAUCCGUGUGGAGCACAUUAUACGGGAGGAUUACCUCGUGGAGGCUAUGGAAAUAGUGGAAAUGUAUUGUGACUUGUUGUUGGCACGUUUCGGUCUCAUCCAGCAAAUGAAGGAACUCGAUGCUGGCAUAGCCGAACCCGUGUCCAGUCUUGUGUGGGUAUGUCCCCGACUGCAGAGCGACAUUGGCGAGCUAAAGGUCAUCUCAGACAUCUUUGUGCACAAAUAUGGACCGCAAUUUGCGGAGCAUUCGCUCACCGCAACUGGUGAGCAUUUUGUAUCGGAGAAGUUGAUGCACAAGCUGACUCUGCAGGCGCCGCCCAAGCUGCUCGUGGAGAACUACUUGAUAGCCAUUGCAAAGAACUACAACAUUGAAUACGAACCAGAUCCACAGGUCAUGCAGGAGGAACAGAAGCCAGAUCCACAGGCACAUCUCAUUGAUUUAUCAGAUCGGAAUAAUCUGAGUGGCGGUGGUGGUGUGCCUCAUCCACCUCAAAUGGGUUUCAUUGGAUAUCCGGCAAUGCCACAAUUGCCGGAAAUGCCAGCGCCACCCAGUAGCAAGCCAUUUAAUUAUCCACAUUUCGGUGGAAACGGCGGCGGCGGUGGUGGUGGCAUGGCUGGGGCCUGUGCUGCUCCAGCGCCAGUUCAACCGCCGCCACCAUUUGCAUACAACAUACCGCCACAUCAGCCACCGCCGUCGCAGGGCAAGUGUGCCGAGGAGAAGGAUUUGAAUACCAAUUUCAUCAAUCAUGAAUCUGAUCCCAAGAAUAAGGAAGCGGAGGCCUCUGGCUCUGGCAGUCCGGACGAGAACAUUUUGCGCCCCAAGCCGCAUAAUGAUCCACCGCCACGUUACUCCUCGAUUAAUCCCGCUAAUUUGCAGAAUACCAACAAACCGAAACCUCAACCACGCUCCAAGCUGCCACCGGGUGGACCCCAAUAUCCCAGCGCACCGCCAGCGUUGGAUAUGCCAUCGUUGCCCAAUGUUCCAAGUGAUUUGCCCGAUGUUCCAGGCGGCGGCGCCGGCAAAGCUGAUGACGAUGAGAUUGAUUUCGAUGAACUCUCACGUCGUUUUGAGAAUCUGAAGAAGCGCAAAUGAAGCAACAACUGCGACGCACCCUUUAAUCCCUAUACAUUCAGAAAUUUGUUAAUCUAUAUAAUCCCAAUACAUAAAUAUAUUUUGUAAAAUUCGUUGCGCAUAUAAAAGAG
Messenger RNA from Drosophila grimshawi, 1472 nucleotides. It is a transcript of the gene Ist1, whose product is annotated as IST1 homolog. NCBI's taxonomy places the organism in Eukaryota, Metazoa, Arthropoda, Insecta, Diptera, Drosophilidae. Gene Ontology annotation, biological process: protein transport. The transcript has 6 exons. The coding region runs from base 112 to 1362 and encodes 416 amino acids. The record is from RefSeq and is a predicted model, not a curated record.